Culex pipiens pallens (northern house mosquito) is the source of this 1691-nucleotide messenger RNA. RefSeq names its product CLIP domain-containing serine protease B4-like. NCBI's taxonomy places the organism in Eukaryota, Metazoa, Arthropoda, Insecta, Diptera, Culicidae. The record is from RefSeq and is a predicted model, not a curated record. Gene Ontology annotation, biological process: proteolysis. The coding region runs from base 415 to 1554 and encodes 379 amino acids. Gene Ontology annotation, molecular function: serine-type endopeptidase activity. The transcript is spliced from 3 exons.
UUGAUAAUACUUGUUUUGAAUAUUCAGCUUAUUUAAUUAAAAUUAAUGUGAUAUUAUUAUUGUUUUGAUAUUCAAGUUUGUCCAAAUUAAUGAAAAAAUGUUUGUUAUUUGUGGGUUAUUCAUGAGACUUUUGUUUGUAUUCUAUCAUAGCCGAAAUAUGUUUCUUCAAUAGCUGAAUUUUGUAAUCGCCAAAACUUGAAAUUUUUCUUUGAUUGUUGAUUGUUCCAAUUCAACCCUGAUCGACAGCGAUUUCAUGAAUGAAAUAUUUUGAUUAGCCAAAGACGACCUCCUCUCCGCGCUUUCACUGGUGAAGUCCGCGCGUUGAUUUCCUGCCGAGGGGACUCUCUAAUCAGUUACAUUUGUGCGUGGUUUUGGAUCGGUUGUUCUGCAUCUCGCAGUUCGCGACCAUUAAGGAUGAGAGAGUGCGGAAUUUGCUGGUUACUUCUGGCUGGAUUAGGAUUUUCAGCGUUGUUUUCUGUUCAAUCAGGUACUAUUAAUGCGGUUAGCGAUGAUGCUUCUGAAGAAUCGGUGGAAACUUCCAGUGUGCCAGCUUUCGUUCGAAGUCGGUUCAAUUUAAGGGUGUGGUCAACGACGGAGGCUCCAAAUGGGACGGAAACGACGACCACGGUGAAGCCAAAGCGUCCAAAAACCACAACUACAACGGAAGUAGUUGAUCUUGAAGUGACUACCAGUGAGCUCGCCGUAAACGAAGUGACCUCCACGGUGUCUUCAACGACGGUCGCGGAAGACGUUGUUGUGACUACGGUUAAACCGAAGCAACGGCCGUUAUCCGCGCCACAGUGUGGUGAACUCAAUGGUGACGAUGUCCCGUGGAUCGCCAUCCUGGAACACACAAAUCCGAGCGGAGGUGGAGGAUCCCGUAAGAAAACUUUGAGCAAGGGAGUUCUGAUCGAUGACCGGCACGUACUGACCACGAUCUCCAGCAUACACAAUUCGUACCCCUUCUGGGUGGUGUCCGGAAUUCGGCUGGGUGACGUUCCCACGUGGUCCCAAUCGGAAGGUGGUCGAGACCUCCGCAAGCGAGAAGUAGUCUCAAUCCCAGUAAAGAACGUCUUUCUACAUGAAAGAAAGGACAUCGCCGUAAUCCGUCUUGCCGAGCGGGUUAACAUUACGGAACGCAUCAGGCCGGUGUGUCUUCCCGGCAGUGACAGGUUCAACUAUACGGAACUUCACUUUCACAUCUGCAAGAAGGACAAACAGCAGUUUGGCCGGACUAGCUCCUUCAGUAAACUAGUCGCGGUGACCUCGUUGACCCAGAAGGACUGUCAGAUUCUGUUCCGGAGGCACCAAGCUGAGCUGGGCCCGAAAGAGUUUUGUGCGUGGGACGAAACGGGGGACAAUUGCACGGGAGAUUUGGGAGGUCCGUUGAUGGUGAAGUUGCAGGGACGUUACCACGUAGUGGGGCUUAACUCGUAUGCGUUGGCGAAGUCAAAAAUCGACAGCGAAGGACUUCCCGGUGUGUACGUCCGAGUGGGUUCGUUUAUCAAGUGGAUUCAUGCAGUGCUGAAAACAGAAUUUGACGAUUCGCCCUAAUGUCGCUCACUUAACACGUAACAGCAACUCAGGUGAAUGGCUGAAAUGAUCUGUAGGUACUUGUAUUAAGUUUGAACAGGAAGAAGUUUUACAAAAAGUGAAAACCAAUAAAGUUGUUGAAACAAUAAUUGUAUUAC